Capsicum annuum is the source of this 1282-nucleotide messenger RNA. Its product is annotated as probable LRR receptor-like serine/threonine-protein kinase RPK1. The coding region runs from base 201 to 506 and encodes 101 amino acids. The record is from RefSeq and is a predicted model, not a curated record. NCBI's taxonomy places the organism in Eukaryota, Viridiplantae, Streptophyta, Magnoliopsida, Solanales, Solanaceae. Gene Ontology annotation, biological process: protein phosphorylation. The transcript is spliced from 2 exons. Gene Ontology annotation, molecular function: protein kinase activity; ATP binding.
GAAGUUUUGGCUCAGUUUACAAAGGCAUUCUCAAAAGUGGAAUUGUCGUUGUAGUUAAAGUGUUCAAUCUGCAAUUGGAUGUGGCAUUCAAGAGUUUUGAUACGGAAUGUGAAGUUUUGUGUAGCCUUCGCCAUAGGAAUCUCGUAAAAGUCAUUACUAGUUGUUCCAAUCUUGAUUUCAAGGCUUUAGUGCUCGAGUAUAUGCCAAAUGAAAGUCUUGAUAAGUAUUUGUAUUCACACAACUAUUUCCUCAAUAUCAGGCAGAGGCUAAGCAUAAUGCUAGAUGUAGCAUGUGUGUUGGAAUAUCUUCACCAUCGGUGCACGUUGCCUGUAAUCCACUGUCAUUUAAAGCCUAGAAAUGUCUUGCUAGACGAGGAUAUGGUUGCCCACCAAAGUAACUUUGGCAUUUCAAAACUGCUUGGUGAAGACGAGAGUGAUUUAUACACUAAAACCUUAGCAACAUUUGGGUAUAUUGCGCCAGAAUAUGGAUUGGAUGGGUUGGUCUAAACAAAAUUUGAUGUCUAUAGUUAUGGGGCCAUGUUGCUAGAAACGUUUACUAGGAGAAAGCCUAAUGAGUUUGAGGGUGACGCUAGGUUGAAGAAAUGGGUGAGUUUUUCACUCCCAAUGGCAAUAAUGGACGUCGUAGAUGUCAACUAGGUAACAUCAACUGGUAAUUGCUUACAGAAGGAGUUAGAUGUUGUGGCAUCAAUCAUGAAAAUCACAUUAGAUUGUUGUGCUGAAUCUCCAGCAAGAAGGACUAACAUGGAAGAUGUUGUAGGGAUACUGCAGAAGAUCAUGAUUCAACUUCUUGCAUGUUGAACAUGUUGUUGCAAUAUGUUGUUCCAAAUCACUUGUAUGUUUCAACUUUUUCUAAAUUGUUGUAUUCAUGUAAAGAUUGUAGUUUUGUUUUGUUUUAGAACAUGAUUUGUGAAUUAAUCUUUUUUAGAAAUGCUAGAUGGUUGCAAUAAAUCUCAUUGUUUCCUCUUAACAUUAUUGUCUCAAAAGGAGGAAUUGAAUAAUUACUAAAAUCAAAUUUUUUUUGGCAAUUAACUCACUUUAUUAAUUACCAAGUGACUGUCAUUACAAACUAAGAAUAGACAAACCUACCUAUCUCUUCUCAGGUGUUACUACUUGAACCAACAGACCUCUAUAUACUUCUAUGACUACUGAAACUUCUUAAUACAUUCAAUCAGUUUGGAGUUUGUUCAAACCCUUAUACACAACAUUAGUUUAAGGCUUCUUAUCAAAUCUUCAAUACUACGUGCCUUCUUCUGAAAGAUCCU